AUGGACACCUUGGCCGCUACGAACUCGAAGCCUGUUCAGGCAGAUGACACUGUAUAUCGACGUUUGAGAUUUGACACCUCUGCAGACGAAGAGAGAUGGUUUGAGUUAUCCAGAUUUUUUACGUGGAUAAAGUCUUAUGUCAACAAAAAGAAACCUCAAGCCGAAAUGACGGAUGAUGCUGUCACCGCCAAGCAAGUUGGACGUAAUAAUGUUGAUGCUAUUAUCAACCAGGAGAUUCCUAGGCGUGGAAAUGGCGAGGAGAUCUAUAAAAAUGCCAAGGGAGAAACUGAUGACGAGAAAUUAGAUGCGGCUGCGACCACGUUUAGGACCCAGUAUGAACAGGACAAGGUGGCUGAUGAUGAGUUUAUAUCAAAAGGGUAUCUGCGACAACUAAAGGAUAUCAUGACAGCGCACAAUAUUGCCGUCCAAGGUUCCAAAAAAAGUCAGAUUAUGAUUGCUGAUAUGAUGAUUAAGGUGUUUGGCGAGGAGAAAACCGUCACUAUAUUACGCGCUCAUCAGCAGAAGGAGGAGCACCAAAUAUUGCAGAACAUGGCGGUUACUGAUUUGAUGAGGUCAUGGAUAGCUAAACGAAAAUCGGUAGCGUCCAUUACCAACCGGGAAUAUUCAAGUAUUUAUACUGAUCUGUAUCGCGCCGCAAUUGAAAAGGCCAUUCAAGAUUUGAAAAACAAAGAUCCACUUGAAUAUCCAAAAGCGAAAAUAGAGAUUGCAGGCGUUAAAAACACUCUUAAAGAAGCCAGCUUCAUAAUGUAA
Molecule: messenger RNA, 771 nt
Organism: Peronospora belbahrii
Lineage: Eukaryota; Oomycota; Peronosporomycetes; Peronosporales; Peronosporaceae
Source: the annotation of a GenBank genome assembly